UGCCAGUCAGUGCCACCUAUCAAUGCAAAUCAGUGACACCUAUCAGUGCUGCCAAUCAGUGCCGCCUGUCAGUGCCAGUCAGUGUCGCCUAUCAGUGCCGCCUAUCAGUGCCAGUCAGUGCUGCCUAUCAGUGCCAGCCAGUGCCGCCUAACAGUGCCAGUCAGUGCCAGCCUAACAGUGCCAGUCAUGCCAGUCAGUGCUGCAUAUCAGUGCUGCCUAUCAGUGCCAUCAGUGCCUCCUCAUCAGUGCCCAUCAGUGCCACCUAUCAGUGUCCAUCAGUGCAG
This is a messenger RNA of Staurois parvus, 284 nucleotides long. The record is from the annotation of a GenBank genome assembly. Lineage: Eukaryota; Metazoa; Chordata; Amphibia; Anura; Ranidae.